Messenger RNA from Stylophora pistillata, 2580 nucleotides. Its product is annotated as sister chromatid cohesion protein DCC1. Gene Ontology annotation, cellular component: Ctf18 RFC-like complex; chromatin; chromosome, centromeric region. Lineage: Eukaryota; Metazoa; Cnidaria; Anthozoa; Scleractinia; Pocilloporidae. Gene Ontology annotation, biological process: mitotic sister chromatid cohesion; maintenance of mitotic sister chromatid cohesion. The record is from RefSeq and is a predicted model, not a curated record.
ACCCGGGAAAACCUUCAAGAUGGCGGGAGCAACACGAACUCUCGAAGAAGUCAACGUAGUGGCUGAUGCUGCAGGCCUCGUCAACAGAAUAGGACCUGUACAAGUGCUACUUUUCUCUUCUACCUGCAACGCUAACAAAUAUAAACUUUUAGAGCUUCCACCAGGAUUACUGGACACCCUUCAAGUUGGAAAUAGUGUAGCUAUCAGAGGUGACAAGGAAGAUGAUGCUGUCCUGUGUACAGAUAAAGUAACAUUUGACUUGCGAUUAGCUGAUACAUCCAACUCUCUUCUUUUAGUUCCUCAAUGCAACUUUUCCACGGAUGAAGAAUUUAAGGAAGAAGGUUCUCCAUUGGUUCUUCGAGAGGUGGCCAGUUCUCACACAAAAUAUUUUGAAGUCAAACAGUGUAGGCCACGUUUAGAAAGGCUUCAACGUCUGCUUGCUGCAAAUUUGUAUAAAGGAACAGAAAAUGAAGAGGAUCCUAAUAAUGAGACAGAAGGCAAUAUUACAAGCAAGAAGAAUAUGUACACUUCUGUAGACCUACUCUCUUUAGUGCAAGCAAGUGAAUCUGAACUGAAUGAAGGAUUAAGGAAUAUUGGAGCUAUAAAAAUCAAUGGGUACUGGCGGCUGCUUGAUGCUGAUUACAAAGAAAAAGUUGUGGUAAGGAUUUUGACUUUACUUGAAGAGAUGGACUGGAGUUACAAAGCAGUGCCAAUGAAGGAAUGCUGUGACAUAUUGGAGGAACUUGAACCAAGAAUCAUUCUUGAGCACUGUCUCAAUUGUUAUGGUGAGGUAACAAGUAUGGACACUGACUCAGAUGACAAUGCCAUUCACUUUAGACUGUCCGAAGACAAAAUUUGUAGAUUUUAUGCAGAGUAUCUCCUAAGACAAGCUGGGAAGUUCAAUUACAAUGAAUUUAUGGAUUCCUGGUGCCAAAGUGUCCCAGAAGGAAUGACCACAAAGUCUGAACACUUAUCUGGCAUUGCAUUGAUGGACCUGAAAAGUCUCCCACCAGUCAUAUGGCAUUUUCCUGCUUCUAAGCUGUCAAAUGAUCCUGAAUUACGGUUUGGUGAACUUUUUAAAGUGCAAGCCAAAUGGUCAUUUGAUGAAAUACAGCCUUAUUUAAGAGACUUAGUGGCACCUGGACUGUCUCUCAAUGCUCUCCUUAUGAAGUACUCAAGGUCCUCAAUAGAUGCUUCAGGUGUCAAACUCUAUAACUCAAAAAAGCCCAUCUGAGCAAAUUCAUACGCAACCUAGAAGUUGAAGCAACAAGCUUCCUCAAAAUCCACAAACGAUUGCAGUUGUAACAAUGGAAACUAACGACACCAGCAAAGGGAAUAUCACACUUUAACAGCUGGUACUGUUAUUGAUGACUCUGAUGAAUUGAAAGCCCUGGUUGAUGAAAAACUCAAUCAGUUUAGUCAUAAUGUUACACAACCCUCAUUACUUUUCUUCAAGCUUAACACUCUUGACUUCUGAAGAUGUGCUCAAUGCAAACAUUGCAAUUGAACUUGAAUAUUUUAUAAGAAUAGAAUUGUUAAUUUAUUUUUUUUAAUGAGGACAGUCUACUGAGAACUGAAGUUAGGCCACUUUUGAACUGAAGGGUUAACUAAUAGGGCAAAAGAUAUUCUUAUGGGUGUGAUUGAUGUGUUGCAGACACAGCAAAAAGAAAAGUUUACUUCAAGGCCUUAUCAAUAGUCACCCAAUAAAUCAAUCAUGAAAAGUGAACACAUGGAAGUUAGACCUUGAUGAAGAACAUUUAUUACCACUCACAGCUUUAACCAAAACUUUGCUUUAUAUCAACAAAAUAACCAAAUUGCACAUCGUACAACAUCCUGUAGGUUUCUCAAAUGCAAAGAUUAUGAUCAUAAGCUGAACUGCACUUAGUAACAAUUACCAGUAGCACAUAGAAAAUUUAAAAAUUUAUUUUUUCAAAGACCACAAAUUGCACUCGCCCAGAACUCUUAUUGAAACAACUUACAGCAGAUUUCAUGAGGAUAAGUGUAAUUGAGAGGGUCUAAGGGACCAUGAAAGUGAAUUUUAAGGUUGCUCUCCAUUUGCCGAGUCUGGCCAUACUGAAAGAUAUGAUUUUUGCCUAUGUUAAAUUACACACCUUGUAAUUAUUGGGUGUGCUGUUCUCUGCCAGAAUCAAGUUGGAGAUGAAUGUAUAUGACUGUCAGCCUAUGCAGAUGACUCAAAGGACAAGGUCAUGUCCAGAACCAGUUUAGCCAAUUCUCAGAUCAGAUCCAUUCCAUUCAAGAAGUAGACAGUCAACCAAAUGGAGAGCAGCUUAAGAAUAAUGCAGUAAUUCCAAAAGAACUAAAUAACUUUGGAAAAAAGACAAGUUGCUUUUGUUCAUAUUACCUUGUGUCAUUGCACAUCAAUGUUUUCUUAUUUUCAAAUGAAAAUAAUAGAGGUAAUUAUAGGUAAUUACCCAAUAAACUACUUACACCCAGUUCUAUUUCAAAAUUUUCAUACUUUUUACAGAAGUUGUUAAAUAAACUUAUAAUCUGGUUUAAAGAAAAAUUGAAACAGCAAUAAUAAUUUGCCCUUUAAUAAAUUGAUGGCCAAGAUGAGAACUA